Brassica napus (rape) is the source of this 529-nucleotide messenger RNA. Its product is annotated as UPF0057 membrane protein At1g57550-like. The coding region runs from base 166 to 324 and encodes 52 amino acids. Lineage: Eukaryota; Viridiplantae; Streptophyta; Magnoliopsida; Brassicales; Brassicaceae. The transcript has 2 exons. Gene Ontology annotation, cellular component: membrane. The record is from RefSeq and is a predicted model, not a curated record.
UUUAAAACAGCUCCUGCAUUUUAGGUAUAAUCAGAGGACCAUACACAGUCAAACUCAGUUUCUUCCCUUAUUAAACGGAUCCAAUAUAUUCCUAUUUUCUUGCUUAUUAACAGAAAACAAUUUACAAAGGAAAAAAAUAUACAAAACAAAAAUUACAGAAGAAGAAUGGGGAGUUUCCUUGAAAUUCUUUGUGCAGUUCUCAUACCUCCUGUCGGUGUAUUCCUCAGAUUUGGGUGCGGGUUGGAGUUUUGGCUCUCUUUGCUCCUGACGUUCUUUGGUUUUAUCCCUGGAAUGGUAUAUGCUAUAUGGGUUCUUACUAAAUAGAAACCAAAGAAUUUUUAUAUUUUUUUUUAUAUUUUCUUUCCAUUAAAACAAUUUAUCACAGGUUUUCAAAUUUUCGUAUUAUGUACUCAAUCAGUUGUUAUCUUUGAACUCUCUGUAAUUUUUUUUUUCUCACAAUAGUUUUUUUUGAUAUAUUAGUAAAGUAAAUCCAAGCAAUUCCCAGAAAUGUUAUGAAUUUUUUUUUGGA